GAUACAGAGGAUAAGUAAGUUAGAGCCUGUGUUGAAAACUGAGCUAAGCAAGUAAAAAUAGUGAUUUUGAGAGCAUUUCUAAUCCUUCAUGUAUUUUGAUCAAAUUGAAUAUUAUUUCCUUUUUAGUGCAGCAACCAGCAAGUGCUUGAGGUCAGUUAAUUGCACUCACUGUCAUGUGGACAAAUUUAGCAGCCAAUUUGCAACUAACAGGACCAAUCAGAGAAUUAAAUUAAAUUGCCAUUGAUUUUUAACAUUGAUUGGAUUGACAGAGGGAGGAAUGCUGAUCAAAUACAAUGGAAUGCUUUGCUACUCAAAGUAUAGCCAGUGUCCACAUGAAAACAGGGUCAAUCGUGUUAUGUUUUUGCCUGAGGAUAAAAAUCAAACUUUGGAAAAUGAGUCAUGAAUCGAAAUAGUCAAUCACUUUUGGUUGUUGAGUUUCCCACAUGUAUGAACCUCGUGAUAUUCAUGUACUGUAUGGUAGCAAGCUUGCAAGGGGAUUUGAUGCUGGAGUACUAUGGGGAAGCAGAUUCGGUUAUUGGGAGAGAAGACCCUGAUUGCAAACUAGUACAUUAUGUAUUUACAAACAGUGAAACACUCAACUAAGCAUCUACGUAAGUCAAGCAAUUACUUACCUAAGCCCCCUUAAGUUACGAAGCUACAACACUAAAUAUUUAAUAACAUUUCUAACUCAAACAGGUACUUGUGUUAAGUUCCCCCCAAGUUACACGACUGCAACAGGAAACAUUCCGCAAGCAGGUACUCACCUAAAAGUGCACAUGGCCGUUCCUACCUGCAGCACACCUUCCUAAUGCUCCUUCAGCCCAGCUCAGAACUGAGUCUGAAGGGAGCCUCCAGACUAAACCUGUUGCAUUUGCUGUACGGACAAAUGUUGGCUACAGCGCAGCCCUGGAUAAUGAUGUCCCCGUUCCAGGCAUGGCUAUCUCUUUCGAAGCAAAGGAUUUUCUACAUGUCAAAGAAAAAUUCAGUAAUGACUGGUGGAUAGGACGGCUGGUUAAAGAAGGCUGUGAAAUAGGAUUCAUCCCAAGUCCAGUCAAAUUAGAAAAUAUGAGGCUGCAGAAUGACCAAAAAACAAAGCAGGGAAAAUAUCACUCAAGUAAAUCAGGUGGAAAUUCAUCUUCCAGUUUAGGUGAUGUGGUUCCUAGUUCCAGACGGUCCACUCCUCCCUCAUCUGCUAUUGAUUUAGAUGCAAGUGGCUUAGAUGCAGAAGACACUGACUCCCCAGCCAACCACCGGUCCCCUAUAACCAGUGUAAACACUGUAACGUCUCCCCAGUCUAAAGAGAAAAGAAUGCCCUUCUUUAAGAAGACUGAGCACGUCCCUCCCUACGAUGUAGUGCCUUCUAUGCGACCGGUAGUUCUAGUGGGGCCUUCUCUGAAAGGAUAUGAGGUGACAGAUAUGAUGCAAAAAGCAUUGUUUGACUUUCUGAAACAUAGAUUUGAAGGAAGAAUAUCAAUUACACGGGUUACAGCUGACAUCUCCCUUGCCAAACGUUCAGUGUUAAAUAAUCCUAGUAAACAUGCAAUAAUUGAACGCUCUAAUACAAGAUCAAGCUUAGCUGAGGUCCAAUGUGAAAUAGAACGGAUCUUUGAACUGGCAAGAACAUUGCAAUUAGUAGUUCUUGAUGCAGAUACGAUCAACCAUCCAGCACAGCUGGGUAAAACCUCUUUGGCUCCUGUUAUAGUCUAUGUGAAGAUUUCAUCUCCAAAGGUAUUGCAAAGAUUAAUAAAAUCAAGAGGAAAAUCCCAAGCUAAACACCUUAAUGUUCAGAUGGUUGCAGCAGACAAACUAGCUCAGUGCCCUCCAGAACUGUUUGAUGUAAUCCUUGAUGAAAAUCAGCUAGAAGAUGCCUGUGAACACCUGUCUGACUAUCUAGAAGCUUACUGGAGAGCUACCCAUCCACCAAGCAGCAAUCCUCCCAACCCUCUCCUCAGCCGUACAAUGGCUAGUGCAGCUCUUCCUUCAAGCCCAGCACCUGUUUCCAAUCUGCAGGGUGAACAGAGACAGGGAGAGCAAAAGCAUCUACAUUCAGGACCUGAGAGAUCUGCUUCCCAGGAGGAAGAAAAGCAACCAGAGCCAGUAAAAAAGCCCCAACACCGAACUUCUUCCUCUGCCAAGCACCACAAUCACAGAGGUACUGUGAGCCGGGGCCUCGAGAGGCAGGAAACAUUUGACUCAGAAAUGGAAGACAGCAGGGAUUCUGUGUAUAUAGAACCAAAGGAUGAUUAUACGGAUAGUCAUGGUGAUCAUUACAGCUCACACCAGGAUCACAACCAUACAGAAGAAGUCCAAGGUGACUGCGCCCACAGGCAUAGAGAAUCACGGCAUCGUUCAAAGGAACAAGAGCGAGAACAGGACCAUAAUGAACGCAACAAACAGCGCAGUCGCCAUAAAUCAAAGGAUAGACAUUGUGAAAGGGAUGGGGAUGUUGCAUCCAAAAAAAGAAAUGAUGUAAGCGAGUGGAACCAGGACGUGUACAUUCGCCAUUAACUUUGUCUAUAAGGCUCCUCAUCCCUUUUAGAUUUGUGUGUGUAAAAGGAAAAAAUGCACAUUACCUGCUAUGUCUGCUGUAAAAGUUAUUGUACAUUGGAGACUUCUUACAGUUGUUGCUGAUCCAGCAUGGAAAUAGAAUCAAUAUAAUUUACUUAAGUCCAUGGUACAAUUGCAGAUCUCCUAGACUUGUACUGUACAUGUUUUUGGUUUGGUUUGGUUUAGAUGGCUGCCAGCUGAACAAUAACUUUUACUAUGAAAUUACUGUUAAUGUUCUUAAGCAACAUUUUUAUAUAUACAUAUCUGUGUGUGUAUGUGUGGGUGUGUGAGUGUGAGUGUGUGGGAUGGGGGUUGGGAAAUUCAAUAUUCCUGAGUAUUCAGGAAAAGUUGCAUCAGCACAUUGUUUACUUUUUUAUCAUCAAAUGUUUAAUUUCUGCAUGCAGAAAUCUGUUCAUGUUUAAAGAUCACUCUGGCUUAUACUUGUAGUUGGGGUGCAUUUGGGGAAUCUAGUCUUGCCUUAUACAUCAGAUAUAAUUAAAAGGAAAGUAUUUUUUAAGUAUUGGUACUAUGUACUGUAUGGUAUCAUUUUAUUUAUGCUUAUAACUUUGAAAAUCAUUCACAAAUAUAAUUAGCCAUUUUAUCUGCUUCUAAAUUGUUUUUAUGUACUUUCUCUCCUUUACCAUUGCCAACUACAACUGGCCUAUUUUAGAAAAAAAUGUAGUUAAUUCAAUCAUUUCACAUAUCUAACAUUUCAUCAAUGAAUAGGCUGGGAAAUUCAAAAUGCAAAGUAUAUAUAUAUAUACAUACCUAGAAAAACUUGUUGUUUAGGUUUUUGUAAAAUUAAUAGUUUUAAUUGAUAAAGCAAUGGCCAGUUUACUUAAUCAGUUUAGGUUAUACACCAAAUACUUAAUAUUUAUGUAUGUUAGUCACAGGAAUUACUUUGAUUUAGGGUUCUUGAGGGUUCUGUGUUUUUUCCCCCCUGUAAAGUUAACUUAUUUUCGCAAAUGGCUUUGAUUUAUUGCUUAAUGGGCAAAAAGAAAAGCUGUUCUAUAACUGUAUAUGCACAUUUGUGGAGUUUAUUUUUGAAAUCUAAUUUAUAUGCAUUUGUAUAUAUUGUUAUUAUUGCCUUUGUAGGUGUUGACAGUAGUUGAUUCUGCCGCACUGUUAUUUAUUUGAAUGUUGGCUGUACAUGUUAACAUAGAAAUGCCAUUUCAUUAACAGACACAAUGUUCCAUUGCUUCUGUUAUAUAAUGAAUAGAUAGAAAGACACGUAUAGAUGCAUGUGCACACACAGACACAUGAACUUCCUUCCAAUCACUUUUGCCUGAAAUAGGUUGCUGCUUUAUCAUAACAAAAAUGUAAAGUUCUAGCAUGUGAGAUGUUUAUACUCUACUCCAAUAUACCAAGCCAUGUAUUUUCCCCAAAGCAGCAAUGUGAACUACACUUGAAUUUCAGACGUUAUUUUCAGAAAAAAAAGAGAAAAGUACUGUUUCCCUACUUUACCAAUUUCCUACCUUUCUGGUAGGAAAGCUGACAUAGAUGUAGUUGUUGCCAGAGUGUGCUUUGGGGUUUAUGCGUAAAAAAAUAAACGUGCAGAUCAAAGAGGUAACCCUGAACGCUGGUAUUUGGAGCUUCUGGAUUUUGCACAUCUAAAGCCUUCAAAGGCAAACAUCGUGGCUAAUCAAUGUGAUGUAAGAGCACACAUGUAGACAGCACCUUUAGCCUGUGUGUGGAUAAUGUAAAUUCGUCAGUACACCUUAGAAUCAUUCCCGGUUAUUUUUAGUGGACGAAUAAGUGAAGUAUCUGAGGGCUUUCAUGGAAUCCUAUCCCAGCAUUCGUCAGUGCCUUUAUAAACAGAAAAUUAAACUUGAGAACAGUCAGAUAAAAAUCAUUCCAGUCUUAUUUAUUAUAAAAUUAAAAUACUUAAUAGAUCAAGCAGCAGCUAUGGAGAAAAGAUGAUUGUUCCAAGGCGAUGACGAUUUAUCAGAAGGCAAAAGGUUCAGCUUAAAAUCUUUGAUAUUAAAUAUUAGUUCUUUUUCUGGUCACUGAUGCUGUGGACAGAUGUGCAUUUCCAGCAGUUUCUCUUGUUUCUCAUUAACUACUAUGCUGUUUCUGAAGUUGUCUUUACACUGAGUGUCCAAAAACACUGGAGCCUAAACAAUUGUGGCUAUAUAUGCUUCAUUUGUUGAGAUUUCCUGAGUCCAAGAAAACUCAGUUUGGCAAUUCAUUGCUGAAUACAAAUUUUGUUACAAUAGAGAACAUUUUGUGAAUGUGCUCUUGGUAUAGAUAUGAUGUAAACAUCGGUGCAACUGAUGGGUGCUGUUUCGCUUUCCUGACUAAUGUAUGAAGCAAACAUGCUGUUCUCUGUUCAAUCACCCAGUCUGUCUUUGGGGUGUUAAGGUACAGCCAACAUAACAUCUACCUAUAAUUGUUUUCACAUCUGGAAAACUAAUAUUCUUUUCAGUACCUACACACACUGAUGGAGUUUAAAUUGAAAGAAUGGAAAAUUAAAUCUGUAUAUCCAACUUUUUGAAACAAAUGUUCCAAUGUGACAACAUGUUUGUAGGUCAUCUACUAUACAGUUAACUGCAUAGAUUUAAUUUAAAGACAUGAUGGAGAAAAUCCAUCAUGAUUUACAACUAUAAAUGGUACAUUCCAAUUGUUUGAUAGUUGGUGAACAGUGAUUAGACACGGUUCUAAUUUGGUGUUAUCUUAAAAACCAUUAAAUUGAAUUACAGAAUAAUGUUGUCAGCCAGCCACUGAAAUGGUGUUUGAAGUUCUUCACCAUUAUAUCAUACCGAUCUUAGAAUAACCAAAUCUGAAGCUUGAAAAGUAAAUAUUAAAUGUGUAAGUGAUUUAAAAAGAUGUAAAUUAAAGAUUGCAAAUUUAUGGUCCUGCAA
Mobula hypostoma (lesser devil ray) is the source of this 5408-nucleotide messenger RNA. RefSeq names its product voltage-dependent L-type calcium channel subunit beta-2-like. The record is from RefSeq and is a predicted model, not a curated record. The transcript has 12 exons. Gene Ontology annotation, biological process: calcium ion transmembrane transport. Gene Ontology annotation, molecular function: protein binding; voltage-gated calcium channel activity. Gene Ontology annotation, cellular component: voltage-gated calcium channel complex. Bases 934 to 2508 code for a protein of 524 amino acids. Lineage: Eukaryota; Metazoa; Chordata; Chondrichthyes; Myliobatiformes; Myliobatidae.